Messenger RNA from Lasiosphaeria miniovina, 1422 nucleotides. RefSeq names its product pyridoxal-dependent decarboxylase. Gene Ontology annotation, cellular component: cytoplasm. The record is from RefSeq and is a predicted model, not a curated record. The coding region runs from base 1 to 1422 and encodes 473 amino acids. The transcript has 2 exons. Gene Ontology annotation, molecular function: ornithine decarboxylase activity. NCBI's taxonomy places the organism in Eukaryota, Fungi, Ascomycota, Sordariomycetes, Sordariales, Lasiosphaeriaceae.
AUGGUUAUGCCAACAGUGGCCACCGAUCGCUUCACUCAACUUGACUACACUGAUUAUUCAAAUAAUCAAGUAUUCUUGAAGACGUCGGCCAAUGACUUCCUUGACCACCAUCAUGAUGCCCAUUAUGGCGGACGCCCCACUGGGCCCUCCCCCAAAGAAUUGAUUGGAAAUGCCCUCCGCCAGCGUGUGGAGAGUGUUGACUAUGAAUAUUGCGAUCCCGGAGAGGAAGAUACCUUCUUCGUGGCUGAUCUUGGUGAGGUCUAUCGCCAGCACCUUCGCUGGAAGCUCAAUCUUCCUCGCGUCAAGCCCUUCUAUGCUGUCAAGUGUAACCCGGACCCCAAGCUUCUGGAGCUGUUGUCCGCUCUCGGCACGGGCUUUGACUGCGCCUCCAAGGCCGAAAUCGAACAGGUCUUGCGCAUGGGUGUUGACCCCUCGCGCAUCAUCUACGCCCAGCCUUGCAAGACCAACUCGUAUGUGCGCUAUGUCGCCAGCCAAGGCGUGCGCCAGAUGACGUUUGACAACACGGACGAGCUCCGCAAGAUUGCCCGCCUGUUUCCCGGCGCCGAGCUCUUCCUCCGGAUCCUUACCGACGACUCGUCGUCUCUAUGCCGCCUAAGCCUCAAAUUCGGCGCCUCGCUCGACUCGACCGAUGGCCUUUUAGCCUUGGCACACGAAUUGGGACUCAAUGUUGUAGGAGUUAGCUUCCACGUCGGCUCGGGCGCCGCGGACUCCCGGGCAUUCCUGAAGGCGGUCCAAGAUGCGCAAACUGUGUUCCAGCAGGCGGCAACCUAUGGAUUCGCACUCAAGACGCUCGACGUUGGAGGCGGAUUCUGCAGCGACAAUAGCUUUGAGCAGAUGGCAGGGGUUCUGCGCGAAGCACUUGACGACUAUUUUCCUGCCCAUUCUGGAAUUAACAUCAUCGCCGAGCCCGGCCGUUACUACGCUUCCACGGCUUACACGCUCGCGUGCAAUGUCAUUGCGCGCCGGACCAUCCGGGACAUGGCAGCCAGUGACAGCGAGGCUUCAUCCCCGGGUGGCCAAAACGAAACCAGCUACAUGCUCUACAUUAACGACGGCCUGUACGGCAACUUCAGCAGCAUCAUGUUUGAUCACCAGCACCCGAUUGCCAAGGUCUUACGCGCUGGAGGGCAAGCGCUGUACGGCACGCCGGCAGCCGAGCGUACGAACUCGCACCAUGCCAUCGAAUACAGCAUCUGGGGUCCUACCUGCGAUGGUAUCGACCGCAUCACCGAGAGAAUCCGUUUCCACGUGGCACUGGACGUGGGCGAUUGGCUGUACUUUGAAGACAUGGGCGCCUACACCAAGUGCUCGGCCACCACGUUCAAUGGCUUCUCCAACGAACACGACGUCAUCUACGUUUGCAGCGAGCCCGGCGCCAAGGCCCUGCUGGGAGUGCAUUGA